Messenger RNA from Aspergillus piperis CBS 112811, 1659 nucleotides. It is a transcript of the gene nuf2, whose product is annotated as kinetochore-associated Ndc80 complex subunit NUF2. NCBI's taxonomy places the organism in Eukaryota, Fungi, Ascomycota, Eurotiomycetes, Eurotiales, Aspergillaceae. Gene Ontology annotation, biological process: mitotic spindle organization; meiotic chromosome segregation; attachment of mitotic spindle microtubules to kinetochore. Gene Ontology annotation, cellular component: kinetochore; Ndc80 complex. The record is from RefSeq and is a predicted model, not a curated record. The coding region runs from base 94 to 1485 and encodes 463 amino acids. The transcript has 4 exons. Gene Ontology annotation, molecular function: protein-containing complex binding.
CAUCGAGCGGGCACCAAUCUCGCCACCACUCUGCCUUGGCCGUGUUCGAGUGAUUUCUGUAGCUCAUCAUCCUAGCUUGGACUGCGAAAAACCAUGGCGUACGGCAGCCGAAUGAGCCAGCAAUUCCAUGGCUCCCAGCAACACCACAAUAGAGGUCGCAAAAAGGAGGAUGAUAAUGAUGCUCUCAUGCGCCUGCCAGACAAGGAAAUCGCAGGAUGCAUUAAUGACAUCGGCAUCCCUUUCACCGCCGCAGACUUGAUCAAGCCAAACCCGCAACAGAUUCAAAUGGUCUUUGAAUGGUUUGCUGAGCUCCUCAUGAAUAUGACACGCGAAACCGUAGAGCCAGCGAUGCGAGCUGCGGCGGAUGAUAUCUGCGGCGACUACCCCGACAUCGUACCUACCGACACGCGCAACCUCAUGGGGUUCUUUACCAGCUUACGGCGGUUGAUGAUGGAAUGCGGUGUCAAUGAUUUUAUGUUUACCGAUCUCACCAAGCCUACCCAUGAUCGACUCGUCAAGAUAUUCUCCUAUCUCAUCAACUUUGUUAGAUUCCGCGAAUCUCAAACGCCCGUUAUUGAUGAGCACUUCAACAAGGGCGAGAAGAUCAAAUCGCGCAUUGACACCCUGUACACGGAGAAUCAGGAGAUGGAGCAGCGCCUCGAAGAAAUGCGCCGGACUAUGAAGGCCAACGAGGCACAAGUUAAGGACAAGGUACGACGUAACGACGAGUUGAAAGCGCGACUACUCGAACUGCGGCGCAACCAAGAGCGAGUGGCCGAGAUGCUAGAAAGAGCCAAGGCGGAUAAGGCAAGACGGCAAGCGCAACUCGAGGAGAAGACAGAAAGGGUCGUUCGUACGCGGCAAGAAGUUGAGAAACUGCGUCCUUAUGUAAUGGAGAGCCCCAUCUCUCUCCAGGCCUCGCUGAGUGAUUUGUCGGAGAAUCUCCUUCGUGAGAAAGCGCAAAUCGAUGCGAUGGAGAAACGAGCGAGAGCUCUGCAAACAUCGUCAGACACGUUUACGGUUGUUAGUAACGACGUGCAGGCCUGCGUGCGCCUUCUCGAAGAUAUAUCCGUGGAACUGCAAAAGGAAGAUGAUGAAGAGUCAAGGGCCUCUAGAAAUAGAGAAGCCAUUUCUGAGCGAGGGAACAAUGUUAGAGAGGUGGAGCAGACUGAGAAGUUGCUGCAGCGGCAGCUGGCACGAUGGAAUGAGAGGAUCGAGGCUCUGCGAAAGAAUGCUCAAGAAAAGGCCGAAAUCGCGCAGGCGCGUAUGGAGGAACUCCGGGAGGUCCAGAAACAACUCCGGGAGGAGAGAGCUGAAAAGCAGCGCGACAUGGAGCGGAGGAGAAUCCGGAUAGAACAAACUGAGAAGAAGAUGGCCGAUCUCAAGGAGAACAUUGAAAGCGAAAUACAAAGCGCUCACGAUGAAUACCUGAAGUUGGAGUCACAUAUCAAACUCUAUAUCACGGACAUGGAGAAAUGCCUAUAAGUUUGGGAAUUCAUUACGGUGUCAAAUCGGGAGUUUAGGGCUGGUUCAAGGAUACCCGGUUGUUUAGGGGGGUUUACAUUGUCUUAUAGUACAUAUCUUGCUUUAUUACUGUCAUUCAAAUCGUCAGGCGUCUAUGAUUGUAGUGUCUGUAAUCGGAGCCUCAUUAUCAUUAAA